AUGCAGUACGCUUCCCUCCUUCUCGUUGUUUUCUUCGUCGGAAUCGUUUUCAGCCAGGUACACUUAUAUGACAGUUACGUCACUUAAUUCAUAUUUUUUCAGGAGGACUGGAACCUUGGAAAGUUUGAAGACGUUGACGGUGGAGAAGAUGAGUACCUGGAUCUUCAUGUAUGUUGGAGCGGAACGUUUCAGAAAAGCUCUAAUAUUUUCAGAGGUAUAUCACCAACAAGCGAGCAAUCAAUGGGCAGCUCCGACGAUCGAGCAUCCGAUGGGGAAAACGAACAACAAAGAAUGCUGAUGAUCAGGUUGGUAGUCAAAAUAUGCGCAUGAUCACACCGCUGACCGUUGUUCUCAUUGGACACGAGUCUGAAACAGGUGAAAUUGUAGCCGAAGAUAGCUGUGUGAAUUUGUCAUGACGAAUUUCUAAUGAAAACAGGUGUUAUAGCUUCCCGUGAUUCAUGCGUAACUCACCUGAAUGAUUCAUCAUUUUACUUACUCCAAAUACUACAAUAUUCAUUAGAAUCAGUGAUUUUGCAGGUGGAUGUGCCCUUCUUAACCCCCGACGUGAUGAGUCUCUGGCCAGCACCAGCACAGGUCCUGACGGUCCCAGAGAAAACGGUUAAUAAACUGCAGGCGGUGGAAUAGAAUUCUGGAAUAUUUGAUUUCAGGCCACUGAGGCUCCGAAGGGGAACCAGGAAGCGCGCAAACUCGCCGAAAACGGUAUAAUGGAGCGAGUGGCGAAGGGAGGAAUCCGGCCAAAGCUUGCGUUGAGCAGCCGUCUUUGGGGACGUUGA
Molecule: messenger RNA, 794 nt
Organism: Caenorhabditis sp. 36 PRJEB53466
Lineage: Eukaryota; Metazoa; Nematoda; Chromadorea; Rhabditida; Rhabditidae
Source: the annotation of a GenBank genome assembly